GGGCGGCCCUGCUCGCGCUGCGCGCUUUCGGGCUCGGUCCCGGCCUUCGGGCGGCCCCGGCCGGCGCCUUCGGGCGGGCUCGGCGGAGUCCGGAUGGAGGACUCGGACUCGGCCGCCAAGCAGCUGGGCCUGGCCGAGGCGGCGGCGGUGGCGGCCGCGGCCGCUGUGGCGGCGGCGGCCGCGGCCGCGGCGGGAGGCGAGGCGGAGGAGCCGGUGCUCAGCAGGGACGAGGACUCGGAGGAGGACGGAGACUCCGAGGCAGAGCGCGAGACGCGGCGGGUGACGGCCGUGGCGGUGAUGGCCGCUGAGCCCGGGCACAUGGACAUGGGCGCCGAGGCCCUGCCCGGCCCCGACGAGGCCGCCGCGGCCGCAGCCUUCGCAGAGGUGACCACUGUGACCGUGGCCAACGUGGGCGCCUCCGCAGACAACGUCUUCACCACGUCCGUGGCGAACGCCGCCUCCCUCUCGGGACACGUUCUGUCUGGCAGGACGGCGCUGCAGAUCGGGGACAGCCUAAACACCGAGAAGGCCACGCUGAUUGUGGUGCACACGGACGGGAGCAUCGUGGAGACGUCGGGGCUGAAGGGGCCAGCCGCUCCUCUCACCCCAGGCCCUCAGUGCCCUGCGAGUCCUGCGGCUCCCGGCCAGGACAGAAGUGGGACCAAGUAUAACUGGGACCCAUCGGUGUAUGACAGCGAGCUGCCCGUGCGCUGCCGCAACAUCAGCGGGACCCUGUUUAAGAGCAGGCUGGGCUCAGGAGGCCGGGGCCGGUGCAUCAAGCAGGGCGAGAACUGGUACAGCCCCACGGAGUUCGAAGCCAUGGCAGGACGAGCCAGCAGCAAAGACUGGAAGAGGAGCAUCCGCUACGCGGGCAGGCCGCUGCAGUGCCUCAUUCAGGAUGGGAUACUAAACCCUCAUGCUGCCUCUUGCACCUGUGCCGCGUGCUGUGAUGACAUGACCUUGAGUGGUCCCGUCAGGCUCUUUGUCCCCUACAAAAGGCGCAAGAAGGAGAACGAGCUGCCCACAACCCCCGUGAAGAAGGAGCCCCCCAAGAACAUCACGCUGCUUCCCGCCACGGCUGCCACUGCCUGUGAGUUUGAGCAAGUCACCGUGACCCCCUCAGGACAGAUCACUACCUCGGGCGCACUGACCUUUGACCGGGCAUCCACCGUGGAGGCUACCGCCGUCAUCUCCGAGAGCCCAGCCCAGGGUGACGUCUUCGCGGGAGCCACGGUGCAAGAGGCAGGUGUGCAGCCCCCGUGCAGGGUCGGCCAUCCGGAGCCCCACUACCCCGGCUACCAGGACAGCUGUCAGAUCGCGCCGUUUCCGGAAGCCGCGUUGCCAACGUCUCAUCCCAAAAUAGUGCUGACCUCCCUGCCGGCCUUGGCGGUCCCCCCCUCCACCCCCACCAAAGCUGUGUCCCCCGCCGUGGUGAAUGGGCUGGAAAUGUCCGAGCAGCGGAGCUGGCUGUACCUGGAGGAGAUGGUCAACUCCCUUCUGAGUACGGCACAGCAGCUCAAGACGCUGUUUGAACAGGCCAAGCAGGCCAGCUCGUACAGGGAAGCCGCCGUGGCCCAGGCCCGAGUCCAGGCGGAUACAGAGCGCAAGGAGGUAGGAGCCAGUCGGCCCGUGCACACGUGUUGCUGGACACUCACCUGUCUCGGACGUGGGUGUCCUUUCAGACUUCCGGCAGCCGGUGAAGACGUGCCUCGGGUUCUGUUGAGUUUGGAGAGGCGUCUUCGGGCUGUCUGGUGGGACAUGUCCGUCUUCCCGGCCCCAGGGGCGCCGGCAUGGGCAUUUCCCUUCCCGCUUCCAGCACAUUCUUCAGAAGUAGGAUCCCGAGUGUGGCGUCUGGGUUCAUGGAGCAUCGGGACACAGCGCUUUCCCACGGCAGCUUGUCGCUGCAGCACAGAGAGGGGCUCAGCCCCGCUGGCUUUUCGUGUGGCCUUCAGGUCGCUGAUGGCGUCUUCGCUCCACAGGGGCCCGACCCCAACCUGGCGUAGCUCAGCGUGGCCCUGGAGAUGGUCUGCAAGCCAGCUGCGAUGCGCAAGGGUGGAGGUGGAGGCUGGGGUGCGCUGGCCACGCGGGUUUAUUGUUUAAGAGUUUAUGUAUUAGACUGAGAGCCCGGGGGGCGGGGGACAGACUGCCCUGAGCAGGGAGCCCUACUACGUGGGACUCGAUCCCAGGACUCUGGGGUCAUGACCUGAGCUGAUGGCAGAUGCUUCUUCACUGACUGAGCCCCCGGCGCCCCCCGUGCUGCGUUCUUAACAGAAGCUUUUCCCCCUUACAGUCCAGGUGGACUUGGUUUCUAAACAAAACUCAGAUUGAUUUUUCCAUCAAAUCUAUAUGUGAAAAUUUCUGUUCAUUUAUCCUUUUUGUAGAUCAGAGGAAAGGAGAGUUUUUCAAGUUCUUAAUUUUUUAUUAAUAUUAUUUUUAAUAUUCUACGUAUUUAUUCAUGAGAGACACACAGAGAGAGAGAGAGAGAGAGAAGCAGGCUCCCAGGAUCCUGACCUGAGCUUAGGCAGCCGCUCAACCACGGAGACCCCCGAGGCGUCCUGGUUCUGAAUUUUUUUUAAUGAUCUCCUAAUUUUGCUUUUCCAAACAAGCAAAGUGCUGCUCUCUUCCUGAAGGAGAUAAAUGUAAAACAUUUUUUUAAAAAAAUUACAAUUCUAGGGGGAUCCCUGGGUGGCGCAGUGGUUUAGCACCUGCCUUUGGACCAGGGUGCGAUCCUGGAGACCCGGGAUCGAAUCCCACAUCGGGCUCCUGGUGCAUGGAGCCUGCUUCUCUCUCUGCCUGUGUCUGUGCCUCUCUCUCUCUCUCUCUGUGACUAUCAUACACAAAUAAAUAAAAAUUAAAAAAAAUUACAAUUCUAAACUAAUAAUAGACAAUGAAUUUUAUAGAAAAGAGAAAAGCAGAAAAAAACCUUGAUCUUUUUACCCAAAGACA
This is a messenger RNA of Nyctereutes procyonoides (raccoon dog), 2946 nucleotides long. It is a transcript of the gene DEAF1, whose product is annotated as DEAF1 transcription factor. The transcript has 10 exons. Gene Ontology annotation, biological process: regulation of transcription by RNA polymerase II. Lineage: Eukaryota; Metazoa; Chordata; Mammalia; Carnivora; Canidae. Gene Ontology annotation, cellular component: nucleus. The record is from RefSeq and is a predicted model, not a curated record. Gene Ontology annotation, molecular function: DNA binding; DNA-binding transcription factor activity, RNA polymerase II-specific. The coding region runs from base 94 to 2100 and encodes 668 amino acids.